ACGAAUCCAUCCGAGUCUACUCGACGAGCUUCUCUGGCCUCUUUUUAACCGUUGAGAAGCAGUUGAAUAUGUCUGAUCCUCCUCGCUGAUCUGUCAACGUCUAGAUGGUCCGUCACGAGCAUCGUUCUUCCAUCCUCGCCAUGUCUCAAAUUGUGUCGCUCUCACUCUCUUCCAUGACCACCAGCGUAGAGAGAACGAUCUGUAUGGAUGCACAAUCAAAUCUCAUGCCAAUGCACUUGGCGCAGGAAGGCGAUGGACCGACAUAUCUCGUUGGUAACACUGUAAGUCUAAAAGGCAUUGUGUCUAUAGAGACAGCUACAAAUGUGAUAGCAUCCACCACACGGGAAUAUAGAAGCCAGGACUACUCGUAGGUUAACCUUUGUCUUGUGUCAGUCAUUUGGCUGGCCCGACGCUCAUACCCCACCCUCUUUUGGGCAUGACUCUUGUUUUCCAAGAAUAUCGACGAGGUCGAGGCCAUUACUGUCAGCAGUAACGGUUGCUACUGCUACGCCGCAAACUCAAAAUC
Molecule: messenger RNA, 526 nt
Organism: Aureobasidium subglaciale EXF-2481
Lineage: Eukaryota; Fungi; Ascomycota; Dothideomycetes; Dothideales; Saccotheciaceae
Exons: 1
Coding region: 105-371 (88 amino acids)
Source: RefSeq, a predicted model, not a curated record